Messenger RNA from Aaosphaeria arxii CBS 175.79, 2904 nucleotides. Its product is annotated as Serine/threonine-protein kinase atg1. The record is from RefSeq and is a predicted model, not a curated record. Lineage: Eukaryota; Fungi; Ascomycota; Dothideomycetes; Pleosporales. The coding region runs from base 1 to 2904 and encodes 967 amino acids. The transcript is spliced from 3 exons. Gene Ontology annotation, molecular function: ATP binding; protein serine/threonine kinase activity. Gene Ontology annotation, cellular component: cytoplasm; autophagosome. Gene Ontology annotation, biological process: autophagosome organization; peptidyl-serine phosphorylation; protein autophosphorylation.
AUGGCGACUCCAACCCCAUCGAGUCUUAAGCCGCGACGGUCGACUUCGUCGGCCCAGUCGUCGUCUUCACAACCCGCUGAAAUCAUCGGCCAGUUCAAGCGCAUGGAUCAUAUUGGCAAAGGCAGCUUUGCGGAGGUCUAUCGAGGCAUCCACAUCGAAAAACGGCAAGCUGUAGCCAUCAAAUCCGUGAACAUGAGUAAGCUCAACAAGAAGCUCAAAGAUAACCUUGUCUCCGAGAUCUCGAUAUUGCGGUCCUUGCACCAUCCUCACAUCGUUGCCCUUAUUGACUGCAAGGAGGCACCGUCCCGUAUGCACAUCAUCAUGGAGUUCUGUGAGCUUGGUGACCUCUCGUCCUUUAUCAAGAAGCGUGCCGACCUCGUCAAUCAUCCACAGACCCAGCGCAUGAUGGAAAAAUACCCAAAUCCUCCAGUCGGAGGUCUUAACGAAGUUAUUGUGAGACACUUUGCAAAACAGAUGGCUAGCGCCCUAGAGUUCUUGCGGUCCAAAAACUACAUUCAUCGCGACCUCAAACCACAAAACCUCUUGCUUAACCCUUCAAGCAUGUAUUAUUCGCAGAGUGGUCUGCUAGACCGCAUGCCCCUCGCCGCCGAUGCUAAUUCCCUCAUACCUGCUACUGGCGUGGAGUCCUUGCCAAUGCUCAAGAUUGCCGAUUUCGGGUUCGCUCGAAUACUUCCACAGACAUCGUUGGCAGAGACUCUGUGUGGUUCGCCACUCUACAUGGCCCCUGAAAUCCUUCGUUAUGAGAAGUACGAUGCCAAAGCUGAUCUGUGGUCCGUUGGAACAGUUCUUUUCGAGAUGAUGUGUGCCAGGCCACCCUUUAGAGCGAACAACCAUGUGGAAUUGCUACGCAAGAUUGAAGAUCGUAAAGACCAAAUCCGUUUCAUCGAAGGGAUUGUAUCGACUAGGGCAAUGAAAAAUCUCAUCCGAGCACUUCUCAAACGCACUCCACUCGAGCGCAUGUCGUACGAGGCAUUCUUCUCAGACCCGGUUAUUCGCGAUGAGAUACCCGGGCUCGUCGAGGAAGAUCUCCCGCAGGCGGCCGAGUCGAUUUCCAUGGAACAGUCUAAGCGAGUCCAGAAGAUGCCAGCCGAGACUGAUCGACGUGCGCAAGAGUCACCAUACUCCCAGUCACCUCGAGAAAGGACUCCGUACGGAACGACACCUCCCUCAAGACCAUCGUCACGACCACAGCACUCUGGAACUCCUCCCCGUCAUGAUUCCCGUCGCAGGCUUAGCAAUACACCCUUGGCUACUAUUGAGCAGGAACCUCCCGUGCGCGAGCGCCGGCCUACGUUGCCAAAUGUCAUGACAGCUCCCGCCAGGCCUGCUACUUUACAAGACCGAAAUUCAAGCCCGUAUGUCUCUGGAGGACGCCGUUAUAGCCGCGACGAGCAGUUGCCUCCAAGUCUCCCACUCAAGGAUCACCUUGAAUACGAGCGUACACCCCAACGGCAAGAAGCAGGCGCAAUGAGGGAUGCUGCAGAUCGAGCUGCUCAAGACGCUGCUCUGGAUGAUGGUUUCGUGUUUGUGGAGAAAAGAAGGGUAGAGAUUGAUGCUUUGGCAGACGAAAUAGCUGCAAGCCCACACAAUGCCCGCGACCGACCAUCAGCUCGAGACGGUGCUAUGCAGCGACGCAAGACAACUCAAGGCUCGCCUACUUCGACCACUGGUGCAACCGCUCCAUCGCGUGCAAUCCAGAUUCAACAAAAGCAGGGAGCUGUCCAUCAACGCACAGGGUCCUAUGAGCGCCGGCGACAAUACAGGCCUAGUUUUGAGAGCGCAACUUCUGCACUUUCUAAAGCUAUGAAUAUGGUCAACAUUCGGGGCCUAGGCUUGUCACCACCUAACAUGAAGGGUGUAUCCCCUCCACAAGGUUACGCAGCGUUUCCUACGUACCCCACGGCACAGAGCAGCAUGCUUCUAGUCGACGUCGGCGCAAAGGCCUCUAGCAAAGACGAAGAUUCUUCCCUAAUUAAGAAGACUGAGGAACUUGCACAGCUAAGCCAUGUAGUCUAUGGAUUUGCAGAAGUCAAGUACAAGCAACUGGUUCCCGUUGCACCAAGUGAUCAAGGUCUCGGAAUUGGUCCAAAUGGUGUUGCUAGGAAACCCAGUAGUGAUGGCCUGGAUGAUGAUGAUGACGAUGAUCUCACAGCUGAUGCUAUUCUCACCAUCUCCGAAGAAGCUCUUGUACUCUAUGUCAAGGCACUGGCUAUUUUGAACAAGGCAAUGGACCUGGCAGGCACUUGGUGGAAUCGUCGCCAAAGGAAUACUUCCCCAAUUGACACCACCAGUCGGUCAUCUGCACACACUGAUCGACUCAAUCGAGUCGUCUCUUGGGUUCGCGAUCGCUUCAAUGAGUGCUGUAUCAAAUCAGAAAUCGUUGCACGAAAGCUCAAGCAAGCCCAGGUGCAACUGCCAUUGGACCAUCCCAGCCAUCCUCAGAAUCGCUCGUCUGCAUCCGGGUCGGCCACCACGAUAGGCUCUGCAGAGAACAUUCUUCUGACUACAGGUGUCACAGCAGAGAAGUUGAUGUAUGAAAGAGCACUGGAAAUGAGCAGGACCGCCGCUGUCAAUGAAUUGGUGGGAACUGACCUGGCCGGUUGCGACCUCAAUUACUGGACAGCCAUCCUCAUGAUUGAAGCUAUUCUGGAAGACGAAGAAGAAUCUUCCAGUCGAAGAUUAGAAGGUGACGAAAUCAAUGGCCUCGAGUCUGAAGAUCGCCAGUCCAUCCAAAAAUUGUUGGAAAGUAUGAAGGCCCGUCACCGAGCACUCAAGAAAAAGAUCGAAAGCCAAAAGGCAUUGAAACGAGCAUCCAUAACCAGUGCACCCGCAGCCCACCCAGCGAGUCGCAGCUCGCCUUCCUCACAAGGCACCGCGAGGUGA